CCUUGCGCUGUUCGAAUCGCAGGCAAAUCGGCACCACCCAUCGUCCAUCAAAACAACCAAAAACCACCCACCACCAAUACCGCCCACCGCCCACCUGCGUCUCGGGCCGCAAGGUUGGCAAAAUACAAUUAUUCGAGCGCGAAUCCGUGGUGGCUGAUUUUUUGAAUUAAAUUAAAUUGAAUACAAAGUUGCAAUUCGCGUGAGUCCUUCGUAUGACGAGCUGUUCAUAAAAAGGAUAUUUAUUUGCCAAGUCAGUUUCUGUGUUUGCGCGCGUGUGUGUGUGUGUUUGUCGUGUCGGGUCAGUUGAGCGUUCAAGGACUCUGCUGCAGCAACUACAAAAUAGCUAGAAAACCAGUGCCAGAAACAACAAUAUGUGUGCAAUAAAGGCGAGAAACGUGACAGCAACGUGCCAAUAGGCGAGAAGGCAUUGAAAAGCUGAAAAGGAACAUAUAUAUUUUUGAGUGAACGGAAAACCAAGAAAAUAUUGCAGUUUGCUCAACCCAAUCUACGAUGCAUUUCUGGAUUGACAAGCGAUCGCAGCAAUGCGGUUUUGGACGUUCCCGUGUGGCUGCCUCCUUGUCCCAUGCUGGCAGCGGCCUAAGCUACGGUCAUCCACCACGCAGAACUAAGUCUACAAGUUGCAGCAACAACAGCGGGCAGUCGAUGCCCCCGGUGCAUAGAUCUCUGCCACAGACGCCGUACGAUCUGCACCAACCGGGCACAAGUCGCCAGUCUCAGUCGUCGCAGUAUGGCAAUAAUAACCCUGUGCACGGCCAGCAGCAACAGCACAUGUUGCAUCAACAUUACAGCGGUGGCACUAGCAACAACAAUAACUUAGCUGCCACCGGUACAACAACAACUGCCAGCAACAAUAACAAUGCCAGCGGAAUAGCCUCCUCGGCAGCUGUCCUUACUGGUAGUGGAACUAUCGUUCCCCUGGUGGCGCGUGGCUCGCACUACAAUCAUCAUGGCAGUGCGCGUUAUCAGCCGAGGUCGCAGCAGCAGCAGCAGUUGUUGCACCAACAACAACAGCAGCAGCAACAGCAUCAACAGCAGCAACACUACAGCUAUCACCAUCCACAAUUUGGCAACAUGGCAGUGCCCAUGAGGCACUACGAUGCACAUCAGCAGCAGCAGCAGCAGCAAUAUUCGGGCAAUAUCUAUGCUGAUGAUGCCUACAGCGCCUAUCACCAUACCCCCCAUCACCAGCACAGUAGCAAUCACUCGACCAGCGGCAGCAACAACCAGCGACAAUCGUCCGCCUAUGCCACGCCCCGUCGUCACAAUUCCAGCAACAACAUGCGACACUCAACGACAGCCGCAACAGCAGCAACAUCAACGGUAGCCGACACAGCAAACGUCGCCAGUCCAGCGGUAACUGUUGCUGCCGUACCUGCAACAGGGCACAGCAACCGCUUGCAGCAGCAACAUCAUGCAUUGCUGCAACAUGCGGACUCACAACUGCUACCCAGCCAUUUGAAGUGCGGCAUGUGCGCCUCACUGGUGCUGGCCUCAGUUUUUGUGGCCGGAACGAAGUUCUACUUUGACCACCAAGGCACCGGACUGGAGGUGCUGAUCUUCUGCGCCUUCUCGGCCACCUUUUUCCUGGCUGCCUGCCUGGUCAGUCUCUGUCGCAUUCCCAAGGCGUUGCUCUCUAAUUCCGGUCGCUCGGAUGGACGGGCAGCGGUUUGUCAUAGUCGUGGUGUGAACUCUUCCUCCUUAGCAGGAUCCGGAACGCCCCAGUCAGCUGGCUGUCUGCUGGAGAUGAGCGAGGGGCGGUAUCUGGAGGAACGGGAAUUAACCGCAGUGGGCGGAACGGCUGCAACUGCCGGCCCGCCACCUUACCAUAUAGCCAUAUUGUUGCCGGAACAGACACCGGCGACAAUGGGCAAACAACUUCCGCUGGAUGAAUCGCCGCCGCCCUCAUAUGACAAGAUUCUCGUAUAGGCUGUCGAGGAAUUGAUCCUCAGUUAGAGUUCGCGAACCCUGAUCCUUGACACCCUCAAUGCACAAUGCCAAGUACUUUUGCUCAGUAUUUUUCUAAAAAAAAAAACAAAAAACAAAACGAUAUCACAGUUUAUAUAAACAUUUA
Drosophila eugracilis is the source of this 2092-nucleotide messenger RNA. RefSeq names its product GATA zinc finger domain-containing protein 10. Lineage: Eukaryota; Metazoa; Arthropoda; Insecta; Diptera; Drosophilidae. The transcript is spliced from 3 exons. Bases 511 to 1947 code for a protein of 478 amino acids. The record is from RefSeq and is a predicted model, not a curated record.